Molecule: messenger RNA, 624 nt
Organism: Aspergillus bombycis
Lineage: Eukaryota; Fungi; Ascomycota; Eurotiomycetes; Eurotiales; Aspergillaceae
Exons: 1
Coding region: 1-624 (207 amino acids)
Source: RefSeq, a predicted model, not a curated record
AUGGAGCAACAAUCGGAGAUGGGACCGCCACCUACUCCAAUAACGGGAUUGAAUCCUCCGUCAUACGCAGAAUCAGUGGCAGAGACUAUUGACGUGUUUUUUUAUCCAGACUGGCAUUACAGAGGCGGAUGCGACGACUCCAUGGUCAAGACGCUAGGUGACCUACUGAACAAGGAUCUAUCUUUCAUGCAUCCAGGAACCGAUUUCUUCGCAUUCUACUCCUUCCUGCUAAAGAUGGGUGACCAACGUAUGGAGCUGUGGACCCCAGAAGGCCGUUUCCAACCCAUCGCGGUCAUCGAACUUCGAGGGCCAUAUCUACGCGAGUUACGCGCGUGUGAGGGCAAGGCCCUCGUUUAUUUAAUGCACCCAAAGAAUGAGCCAUACGUCAAAGAAUGCUAUUUCAUCGUCCAGGAAACGAUCUCGCAUGCAUCCCAGAGGAGCGGCGUUGCAGGAAAGCUGGUAUCACUGUUUGAUAAGUCGAAGACUGUGGAGCGGAAAUACUGGGUCAAGGCCGCACUCCAAGGGGAACGUUAUAUCUUUCGGGAACUGGCCCCAAGUGAGGAGCCAAUGCCGGAAGAGUUGGUUGGUGUUAAGUCUAUUUGCUAUCAGAGGUUCUGGCCGUGA